AUGAGUAUAGGCAUAAUUAAAGCUAAAUGUGCAAUUUCCAUUCCUCAAUCUAGUAAUGUUCCUGGUGCUAUGCCCAUACUGAUGACAUUAUAGAAUUUAGAAAACGAUAGUAUAACUAUGAAAAUAAAAUAUUUUACUAGAGAACUAAUACGAACCAAAAUAAGGAGAAUCAAUUUUCAUUCCUUUCAUUAAUGAAAGAGAUAAGAUGAAUAGACUUGUUUAAGCAGAUAAAUACUCAACACCUAAAAAAUAGCAUUUCUAAUAAGUUUAGGAAACUACAAACGAAAAAUGGAUUCAACAUGAUCCUAUGAAAUUAAAAAUACCACCUAAAAGGUUAUCCUUAGAAGAUAGAAACGUUAGUAAUCAAUGUUAUUUAUUUAGGUAAGCAUAGAAGUAGAUCUAAUGCUGAAUUACGAAUCAAAAUUAUUUAAGCAACUACAGAAAGAUAGAGUUUAUUAAUUUCUUAAGAUUAAUCUAUUUAACCUUAAUUUGAAGAGUAUAAGAAAGCUGCCUAUGAAAAUAUAUUAAAUAAAAAGAAACAAAUUCUUUAAUCUUCACCUCAACACUAACUGGUUAAGCAUUAAAGCACUGAAAAUUUAUAACAAUUACCUAUCUCAACACUUGAAAAAUUAAAAUAAUCAAGAUCUCCUUCAUUUAUACUAAUCAAAAAAUAAAUCUAAUAAACUCCCUCUAAGCAUUAACAUUUCCUAAAUUUUAAAUUACCUUCUCUUAUUUAAAAAGAGUAUAUCAAACAAUUUUUAGAUAAUAACAAAAAAGUUAAAGAUCUGAUAAAGGAAUAAAAUGAUGAAAAUUUUAAAUUUCCUACAGACUUUGAACCAAAAAUAGUAGAAAUGAAAAAACAGUUAAAAAAAAUGAAAAGCAGACUUAAAAAUUGGGAAACUCAUAGGGAAGCUACAGAUAAUAAAGUAUUUCUAAAAGAAAUUGCAUCUGGGAUAUUAAAUAAAUGA
Paramecium sonneborni is the source of this 968-nucleotide messenger RNA. Lineage: Eukaryota; Ciliophora; Oligohymenophorea; Peniculida; Parameciidae. The record is from the annotation of a GenBank genome assembly.